AUGGCCAUCUUCACCGGCGUUCCCUGGAUCGCAGGAUCUCUGCUCAUUCCAGAAACCUAUGCGCCUGUCCUCCUCCGCAAGCGGGCGCGCGCCCUCGAAAAGGCCAACCCGGGUGAACUCUACAAGACAAGAGCGGAGAUUGCAUCUGGUCCUGUGCAGUCUGUGGGUGUGUUUAGCACUGCAUUGAUCAGACCUUGGAAAUUUGCUGACUCCGCUCUCGCUGCGAACUCGGUCUUGAGAAGUUUGUUCGGAAUGGCGUUUCCGCUGUUCACGAGUGAUAUGUAUGCAAACCUUGGUAUACACUGGCAAGCUGUAUACCAGCGUUUUUGGCACUGA
Molecule: messenger RNA, 336 nt
Organism: Aureobasidium pullulans EXF-150
Lineage: Eukaryota; Fungi; Ascomycota; Dothideomycetes; Dothideales; Saccotheciaceae
Exons: 1
Coding region: 1-336 (111 amino acids)
Biological process (GO): transmembrane transport
Molecular function (GO): transmembrane transporter activity
Source: RefSeq, a predicted model, not a curated record